AGCUGUGUGGUUUUUAUACUGCAUCAAAUCCGAUCUAUCACAAACUUAAUUUCAUUAUAAUUGUAGUUCUAAAGAAAAGAAUUGAAAUGAACUCCUGAUGAGGUCCACUGAACCCCAAAGUCUGUUAAUGUCAGUACAGAGAGGGUUUAAAUGGGAUUUAACCAGAUAUGAUAUGAUGGUGUAACUGUUUACACCAAAGCAUCAUCCAGUCAUCAUUUCACUGUUAACCCUGUUUCCUCUGUAACUGAGUGAGGGUUUUGUGGUUGUUUGCACAGCUGCCGCAUUUUCACUGAUGGACCUUGUGAGGUAAAGGGAGGUCACAGUGAGGCUCAGGUGCUUCUAGAACCAGACCUUCUGCAGGGCAUCAUGAAGGUCCUGCGCCGGUCUUCUGUUUUUGCUGCUGAGGUUCUGGACGUGUUUGAUCGCUCCCUGACCGAGAAGGAGUUGGUGUCCCAGUCCAAGGCGCUGUGCAGAGACUACAUCCUGUCCCGACUCAAUCAGAACAGCCUGACGUGGUCCAAAACUGAACUCAAACUGACACCCUCAAGCGCAGCGCUCGCUGACGUGUCUUCGGUGCUUCUCUGUCUCGGUGAUGAGCUGGAGUCUAUGCAGCCGGCGUUGUACAAGAACGUGGCUCGGCAGCUCAACAUUUCGGUUGCUGUGGAGAACUUGGUUUCAGAUGCCUUCAUUGGUGUAGCCACAGAGAUCUUCUCAGCGGUUUUUUUUCUCCUUGCUGCAGGUAUAACGUGGGGAAAGGUGGUUUCCAUGUAUGCAGUAGCUGGAGCCCUCGCUGUGGACUGUGUCAGAAAAGGCCAUCUGGUCACAGUGUACAUCUUGGUGGACAGUCUGGGUCAAUUUGUCCGCAAAUUCCUGGUUCCCUGGCUGAAGAGACGAGGAGGUUGGGUGGACAUCACUAAAUGUGUGGUGAAGAAGAAUCUCACCCCAGAAAAAAACUGGCUGUCCUCCAUCUUGGAGUCUCUGAAGUACUUCCUCAUGGCGGUGUACGUCUACAUCAUGAAGGAACAGUGAACACACAACAGCGUCUUUGACAGAAGAAUUAAAUGGGGUGGAGGCGGUCGCCUUGGUUGACGUGCCUCCGCCAAAUCAGCUGCUGCUGAAUGGCUGUCAGCAAAUGUCAUCAGCAUCAGAUUGGUAUCUUGAUGGUAACCCGGUGAUUGUGCUUCAUCAAAACAUCAAUCACAGCCCUGCAGGUUUUCCAUCCGGAGCUGGUCCACUCACACCUGACAGGUCAAUAAGCGCCACAUGUUGAUGCUUCCCCGCUGUUGACUGAAUGUGCUUAUUUUGGUUAAUCAGGUGUGUGUAAAGCUCAUGACUGAUAUUAAAGUAGGUAAUGAGGUUUUCAUUUCACCCGUUUACCGCGGGCGUUAGGAAGCUGUCGGGUUUCCUGGUAUUUUCUUUGGGAAAUGCAUGCUUGCAGUGUAAACGUGUCCGCUCAGCUGGCUGAGUUUCAGUAUUUGUUUCAAUGCAGCCUUUGAGUUCACUGUCCACACAUCUGUCUGAAACGGCUCCUGGAUUUUGACGCUUUACAACCCGGAGUGAACGUGAACAAUAAUGACGUCUCUGGAUUUAGUGCUGUACAAUACAAAGAACAUUGCCUUUUUCCCCCCAUCAUGACCUGAAAUAUUUGGUUGUGUGCUCAGAUUUUUAAACAGAGCCAUUGCAGUACAUGGAGUCCUUCAGAAUGACUGUGCAGUUUGCUGCUUGUUACUGUUAAUUUAUAAGUGUCUGAAUAUUUCAAACGCCACAAUAAAAUUAAUAUUCACUCA
Molecule: messenger RNA, 1787 nt
Organism: Thalassophryne amazonica
Lineage: Eukaryota; Metazoa; Chordata; Actinopteri; Batrachoidiformes; Batrachoididae
Product: bcl-2-related ovarian killer protein homolog B-like
Exons: 4
Coding region: 367-1029 (220 amino acids)
Biological process (GO): regulation of apoptotic process; intrinsic apoptotic signaling pathway in response to DNA damage; extrinsic apoptotic signaling pathway in absence of ligand
Cellular component (GO): mitochondrial outer membrane
Molecular function (GO): protein heterodimerization activity; protein homodimerization activity
Source: RefSeq, a predicted model, not a curated record